AUGGCGGAGUACUUGGAGCAAAAUAUCGAAGAUGUGAAAAACUAUGUUCAAAAGAAUUAUACUUAUCGACAGAUCAGCGACAUUUUAAAGCAGCAUUUUCCUGAGGUUAGUCGAGGUUUCUCGGAGAGAAACAUUCGGUUAUUCUGUUUAAAGCGUGGAAUAAGGAAAGUAGACAAUUUUGAAGUGGACACCAUUAUUCAACAGUCUAUCAGUGAGGUAUUGUGUGCUGUAACUGAUUAUCACAAACAGAUACGCAUACGCAUAGCGUUGGGCAAUAUUGCGAAGGCAAAAGAGCUUAACAUUCAUAAUAUUAUAACCGAAACCGAGAAAUAG
Messenger RNA from Paramuricea clavata, 333 nucleotides. The record is from the annotation of a GenBank genome assembly. NCBI's taxonomy places the organism in Eukaryota, Metazoa, Cnidaria, Anthozoa, Malacalcyonacea, Plexauridae.